Messenger RNA from Osmerus eperlanus (European smelt), 4142 nucleotides. RefSeq names its product oxysterol binding protein-like 1A (gene osbpl1a). The record is from RefSeq and is a predicted model, not a curated record. The transcript is spliced from 29 exons. Gene Ontology annotation, cellular component: cytosol; perinuclear endoplasmic reticulum; intracellular membrane-bounded organelle. Gene Ontology annotation, molecular function: cholesterol binding; protein binding. Bases 101 to 3013 code for a protein of 970 amino acids. Lineage: Eukaryota; Metazoa; Chordata; Actinopteri; Osmeriformes; Osmeridae.
AGCAUAUCAAAUUUCACGUCAGUGUUAACUUCCAAUGACUGUUUGAAGCUAAACUAAUAAAGUGGCUUCACCAUACACUACUUAAAUUAGCUUAUUUGUUAUGGAUCCUGAGGACCUUGAAGAACAAUUACUCUGCUAUGCUAAAGAGGGCAGGCGCUCCCAGGUUCAGAAUCUUCUUCAUUUGAGGAUUGAGAAGGAGCUCAGCUUGGACAUCAACUGCAGAAGUAAGACUAGUGCCACUGUUGGUUGGACACCGCUACAUCUAGCAUGUUAUUUUGGACACAAGAAUGUUGUGGAGGGAUUGCUCAAGGCUGGUGCUCAUGUGAACUUGCAGAACAACACAGGCAAUACACCCCUUCAUGAAGCUGCCUUGACAGGAAGAAAGGAAGUCGUUCUCCUGCUGCUACGAUACGAUGCCUGCGCCAAUAUCAUCAAUGGCACUGCCCAGAUCCCCAAAGAUGUCACCGAGGAUGAUGAAAUCAUUACCAUGCUAGAGGCGGCAGAAAGAAGAGAGGAGAGGAGGCUGGAGGAGAGGCUCCUGGAGGCGGCCAGGGAGGGAGACGUAGCCACGCUGUCUCAGCUGCUCAGCAGGAGGCAGCCUCCCCACAUCCAGUGCCGAGACCCAGUGGGAAACACGCCAUUACACUGUGCAGCCUACAGGGGGCAUAAGCAGUGUGUGGUAAAGCUGCUCAAGUGUGGAGCCAGCCCCAGCCUCAAGAACAAGGCGGGCCAGACUCCCUCUGACCUGACCUGCAUCGAUGACAUAAGGCUGGUCCUAGCAGGUGUUCAUGACAAGGAAAUAGCCAGUGGGGUGCGGACGUUUGAAGGCUUCCUUUGGAAGAGUUCACGCUUUCUGGGCUGGCGCACCUUUUGGGUGGUGCUGAAGAACGGGGUGCUGUCCUGGUACCCCCGACAGACAGAUGCAGUACUGGGUUCUCGGAGGCAGGGCUGCAAGGCUCUGACUCAGUCCUAUUGCAUGGUCAAAGCUGGGGACAAGUGCUUCUUCACCCUAAGGUGCCUCGAUGACACUGUGCUUAACUUUAAAGUUUCUUCGAAAACAGACCCAGAGUCUGCAAGAAAAAAAUGGCUGGAGGCGUUGGAGAAGCAUGCUGCCUACAGCACCCAACACUGGACUCGUCAGCCAGCCACUGACGAGGAGGGGGAUGAAGAUGACAUGUCUCUGAAAGAUCUGGUUCUUUCUCUCCAGGUGGCUGAGGAUGCCCAGCACAAACUGGAGACGCACGUGUCUAUUUUUAUGGCCAUGGUGAAGAACGAGGAGAGUGAUGCUCUAGCUGCUCCUCUCCUUCUGAAGGCCAGGGAGACCAGUGAGCUCUCUAGAGAGACCUGUGCAUCCCUUCGCCUCUGUCUGGGCCUGCUCUCCAAACAGGAGGAGGUGUGGAGUCUGAAGUUGGAGCAGGAGGUGGAGAAGAACAAGGCUCUCUGUGAAUCUCUGCAGACCCUGGGCACAGACGAUCACCAGCUGGAGCAGUCUGUGUGUCCAAGCCGGAAGCCCCCCAUCCUUACCACCCGCACAGAUGAUGACUUCUACGAUGCUCUGUCAGAAUCGGGUUCGGACGUCUCUGUGAGCGACUUCCUGUCCGUGAGCAGCCAGGCCUUCGAGGAGGGGAGCGAGCCCCCCCCGUUCAGCAGCCUCCGCCGCCGUCCCAGCACCCCCGGGGGCACCGCCGACAUGUCUGGGGAGGGGAACCAUGGCGACAAGGCCCAGUGCAACGGAGUCAAGGAGCACAGAACCUUCCUGCCCGCCUCCAUGUUCUCCAGGAACGACGUCAGCAUCUGGAGCAUCCUGAAGAAGUGCAUCGGCAUGGAGUUGUCUAAGAUAGCCAUGCCUGUUAUCUUCAACGAGCCCCUCAGCUUCCUGCAGCGUCUGACAGAGUACAUGGAGCACACAUACCUCAUCCACCAGGCCAACGCUGCCUCCGACUCAGUACAGAGGAUGAAGUGUGUAGCAGCGUUUGCUGUGUCUGCCGUAGCCUCACAGUGGGAGAGGACAGGAAAGCCCUUCAACCCACUACUGGGAGAGACCUACGAACUAAUCAGAGAGGACCUGGGUUUCCGCUGGAUGUCGGAGCAGGUGAGUCAUCACCCCCCGGUCAGCGCCUUCCACGCCGAGGGCCUGAAGGAGGACUUCCUGUUCCACGGCUCCAUCUACCCCAAACUCAAGUUCUGGGGCAAGAGCGUGGAGGCCGAGCCCAAGGGGGUGAUCACCCUGGAGCUGCCUAAACAUGGUGAAGCUUACACCUGGACCAACCCUACCUGCUGUGUCCACAACAUCAUAGUGGGUCAGCUGUGGAUAGAGCAGUAUGGCAACGUGGAAGUCAUCAAUCACAAGACCGGGGAACGCUGCAGCCUGACAUUCAGACCUUGCGGCCUUUUUGGCAAAGAGCUGCACAAAGUGGAGGGCUACAUUCUGGAUAAAAGCAAAAAAAAGCUGUGUGCCAUAUAUGGCAAAUGGACUGAAUGUUUAUACACAGUAGACCCGGCCACUUUUGAUGCCUACAAGAAGGCUGACAAGAAGAAUGCAGAGGAGAAGAAAAGCAACACCAAGGACGAGGAGCCAGAGGAGAUGCCCCUGCCGGAUGCUGAGACAGUCCAGCUCAUCCCUGGGAGCGAGCUCAUCUGGAGGAUAUCUCCCCGGCCAGAGAACUCCGCUGAGUUCUACGCCUUUUCCACGUUUGCCAUGCAGCUGAACGAGCUGGAGAAGGACAUGGAGGGGGUCAUCCCUUCCACAGACUGCCGCCUGCGGCCAGACAUACGCGCCAUGGAGAACGGAGACAUCGAUGCUGCGAGUGCAGAGAAAAAGAGAGUGGAGGAGAAACAACGGGUGGCCAGGAAAAACCGCUCCAAGUCCAACGACGAAUGGAAAACGAGGAACCCAGCACUUGGCCCCAGGUGGUUCCAGCAGGGUCCUAACCCCCACAACAAGGCUCAGGAUUGGCUCUACUCCAAAGGCUACUGGGAUAGGAACUACUCCCAGCUCCCCGAUAUUUACUGACCUCCAACAUGCUCUGUUCCCAACGUCAUCCAAACCUCUCUCUCUCUGUCUCUCUCUGUCUCUCUCUCUCUCUCUGUCUCUCUAUCCCUCUCCCUCUCUCUCUCUCUGUCUCUCUCUCCCUCUCUCUCUCUCUCUGCUGUUUCCAUGGACCACACCUGCUAGAACUUCAGAUGGCGUACCUUUGCUUCAAAUGUUUCAUUGAAGGGGGGAGAGGAAUGUUCUAAUAGAUGGGAUGGAACCGGCCUUAAGAUGGACAAUAUUGUCCUCAACAGGAUCAAUGGCUGUUGAGCUUGGCUAAGUGAAGCUGAUCACCAACCAUUCAGCUGCUACCAAACAGCCUGUGUCAUACUCGAAGCACAAUAUUGAAGUACACCAUGCGCUUGUUUGUAAAAAGCAAAGACUUCUAAUAUAGAAAGUAGAUUAUUAGAAAGUAGUAUUAAUCAGAAAUUAAUAUAAUAUUAUAUAUAUAUAUAUAAUGUAAUAUAUAAUUAAUAUUUUAUUCUACAGUACAGUUUGAGAUGGAGUGUUUUAACUUGAAUGUGCAUAAUCACGUUUUUGAAUGAAAACCACUUCAUCUCAGCCCCUUCUAAUGCAUCAUGUGCUGCACCGUCUCUUAGGCACGCGCAGGAACGCCAUCUGGCAUCCUAAAAGCAUAGAGCUUUCUGCUAAGUGUUUGAACUACUUCAUAGAUAUUUAUUUACUGUAUUGGCUGAGGAAAACACAGGACUGUUCAGCUGCCUCAGUCUCAGUAUCCAGUUCUGAGGCAUUGACAUGUUUUUGUACAUUAACAGAGCUGUUUUAUUCCUUUCUGAUACAAUGCAGUGUAGUAAUGAUUAAAAUAAGCAAUUUGCUGUCUCUAGAGGACUGUAUUGUACCAAAAAGUCUGGCUUUUGCUUCCACGAGCAGUUCAGAUGACUAGAUUGUGGUUGACACUCGGCUCAAUAAUUAAUAUGAUAUGCAUUUUUGUGUGUGUAAAAAAGUUCCUCUCUAUAGUUAGGUAAUUUUUGGCUAUUCUGAGAAGUAGAUACUGUACUGCAGAGUUGUUUGAACCACUGUAUGUAGCACCCACUGAUUACACACACUCCACCACUCUUGACUAUGCAAGCCAUCAGAUGCACCCUUAAACACU